AGUUCGAGUCUUCCAAUAAUAGCUCCACUGCGGCAUUGAGUUAUCAGUUGUUAGUUUAGUAUUACAUUUUACAAUCGGGCUAUAGACCCGUCUAAUGCCUCAUGAAUCGUCACUGCAGUAAAAAUAAAAAGUGGGGAGAGCACGUGAAUCAGAUUUUUUUUUUGUGCAUAAAUAAUAACUUUUUUUUUUUCAGGCCGUCUAAUAAUUUGUCUAGGUAAAAAUGUAUUUGAACGCGGAUUUCACGAUCGGUCAUAAUGGCAGCCUACAUUUUGGUCUUUACAUGGGAGAUCUUUAAGAAUUUUGAACGACGAACCGUUUGGGAACCACAUAUACUGGCUCUUUUACGUGAACUGCCAAAUUAUGUCAUAAUUUUGAAUAACUAAUUGAAUGUGAAUAAUAAUGUUGAUCCAUAUUUGAGUUAAAGGGUCGUGGUUAUGGUGAAGACAAAACUAAAACUAUCCUGCUAUGUCAGAAUACAUCAAUAGUUGACGUGCGGGUGGGGUUAGAAUCGACGCAGCUCAACCUUCGGGGCGGAGAGCGGGAGCGAACGACCGUACCGAGAGUCAUCAGGAUUAAAAUAUUCUGCCUUGGGGGUGGGGGGGGUGGGGGAGGACAUACUAUUGGCAAGCCGGCGACGAGAUUGGGCCUGUGGUGCCUGCAACCCAGCAAAACAUGGAGCUCGAGAAUAUCGUGGCCAACACCGUCCUGUUGAAAGCAAGAGAAGGAGGUGGUGGAAACAGAAAAGGAAAAAGCAAGAAAUGGAAACAGAUGCUUCAGUUUCCCCACAUCAGCCUGUGUGAGGAGCUCCGGGAAACUACAGAGAAAGACUACAUCAGCCUUUGUGAGCGGCAGCCAAUCGGACGCACGCUCUUUCGGCAGUUCUGUGAAACCCGGGCUGAGCUGAGACGCUGUGUCAAAUUUCUGGAUGCUGUGGCAGAGUAUGAGGUCAGUCCAGAUGAGAAGAGGAGGGAGUGUGCUCAGGAGCUCCUAGACAAGUACUUCAGCCCAAAGUCAGAGGAUCACAUUCCUGAGUUGGGAGAGGACAUGGUGGGUCAGUUUACAGAGAGGCUGGAGCAGGAGCCCUGUAAAGAACUCUUCAAUGAGUGCACCAGACUGAUCCAUGACUACCUGAGUGUGGCUCCCUUCGCAGACUACAUCGACAGCAUGUACUAUAACCGAUUCCUGCAGUGGAAGUGGCUGGAGAGGCAGCCAGUCACUAAGAACACAUUCCGACAGUACAGGGUAUUAGGGAAGGGAGGCUUCGGUGAGGUGUGUGCGUGCCAGGUGCGUGCCACAGGGAAGAUGUACGCAUGUAAGAAGUUGGAGAAGAAGAGAAUCAAGAAGAGGAAAGGAGAGUCCAUGGCCUUGAAUGAGAAGCAGAUUCUAGAGAAAGUCAACAGUAGGUUUGUAGUGAGUCUAGCGUACGCGUAUGAGACAAAGGACGCUCUGUGUCUAGUGCUCACUCUGAUGAACGGGGGAGACCUCAAGUUCCACAUCUAUCACAUGGGAGAGGCCGGCUUCGAGGAGAAGAGGGCUGUGUUCUACUCUGCAGAGCUGGCCUGUGGCCUGGAGGACCUGCACAGAGAGAGGAUCGUCUACAGGGACCUGAAGCCUGAAAACAUACUAUUGGAUGACCAUGGUCAUAUCCGGAUAUCAGACCUGGGCUUGGCAGUCCACGUUCCCGAGGAAGAGUCCAUCAAGGGUCGGGUGGGCACUGUAGGGUACAUGGCUCCAGAGGUGGUGAAGAAUGAGCGCUACACAUUCAGCCCAGACUGGUGGGCGCUGGGCUGUCUGCUGUAUGAGAUGAUCGAGGGCCAGUCUCCCUUCCAGCAGCGCAAGAAGAAGAUCAAACGUGAGGACGUGGAGAGGCUGGUCAGAGACGUGGAGGAGGAGUACUCAGACAAGUUCUCAGAGGACGCCAAGUCCCUCUGCAAAAUGCUGCUGGCUAAAGAGCCCAGUGAGAGGCUGGGCUGCCAGGGGGAGGGGGCUACGGAGGUGAAGGCCCACCCCAUCUUCCGAUCCAUCAACUUCAAGAGGCUGAAAGCUGGCAGGCUGAAGGCCCCCUUCACCCCUGAUCCCCAGGCCAUUUACUGUAAGGACGUGCUGGACAUUGAGCAGUUCUCCACGGUCAAGGGGGUGGAGUUGGAGCCCAAAGAUGACUCAUUCUACUGUAAAGUGUCCACAGGCAGUGUGUCCAUCCCCUGGCAAAUGGAGAUGAUUGAGUCCGAGUGCUUUCAGGAGCUCAACGUGUUUCAUACGGAUGGGACAGUUCCCCCGGACCUGGACUGGAGAGGACAGCCCUCGCCUGCUCCUAAACAGGGGCUGCUACAGAGGCUUUUUGGGAGACAGGACUGCUGUGGAAACUGCAGCGACAGUGAUGAGGAGCCCACCAGGCUGUGACUGAGCACCCUCAUCCCAGCCUCACCGAGGAUCUCAUUUGUUUACAAAUUUUGCACAUUUGUAUUUUUAAGAUAGUUCUAUAUAAAUAUUGGCAUGUAUAUUUUCAAUAUAUAGCCAUAAAGUCCAUGUUAUUUAAAUAUAAUCAUGUUUCAGAAUCCGUCCACAUUUUCAUGCAUGGCAACAACAGCUGUGACCAUACUGUCAUCCCCACAUCUCAUUUGUUGAUGUUGUUCUCAGCCGAUAUCGCAAGCCUCUUUUUCUUUCUCCUUUUCUUUGUCUUAUAAAAAGUGUCGACUGGGCUCAGAUUGCGAACAAUUUUUAUUUUAUUUUAAAUGUAUAUUCAAAAUAUAUAUUAUUAAUAUUUACUUCGUGCAAUUCUAGACAAUCAAAUUAGGAUAUUUGUGUGAAGCGUAGGCUUAAAAGGAAAUUGAAGACUGAGGUGAACUCUUAGUAUGAGGUGAUAUGUACAUUUUAGGGUUCUAUCUAGAGACAUUUGAUGUAAGCCAAAUAGAUAUGACUGAACGAUGCAUAUGUAAGUGCAAAGAAGUGUACCAUAUAUGUGACCUCUAAAGUCCCAAAUGUGUCUUCCUAAGAAUCUGGGUUUAGGUAAAAAGCAUGUUAGUUCCCAACCACAUUAUGAGCUAGAGAAGGGAAUUUUCUAAAAACGCCCUGCGUUAUAGUACAGUAUUUCAAUUGCCAAAAGGGACCUUUUCGUAACACGUGGAUAGCCGAGAAUGGCCUUGGAGUUUCCUAUACCAUGGCAUCCUCUAGAUUGCUACACUUUUGUCACAGAGCUCCUGAGUUUAAUUUAGCGGUGCACUUAUGACCAAACUGGUUUGUUUUAAUCCUCAAAAUAUUUGAAUAAUUAAGUCCUUCCCAUUCAAGGUGCUUCAGACCAUGCUGCCUCUCUCUCUCUCUCUCUCUCUCUCUCCUGUCUCCUCUGCCGUUGUUGUACCUCAUGUGUUCCUUUGCCAUGCUGAUGUGUGUCUGUGCAUUAUGUAACUCAGUGGGAUUCUCCUUGUGGAUGUGGGACUAUAAUAGGACUGAGCUCCCUGACAGACUAUGGUAUCCCCCGCUGAACCCUCCUGACCAGAGACUCUAUCAGACUGAGGAAGAGGGGUCAAAGGGGAAGGGAGAGGUUACGGAGAGGUUAAGCCAUCUCCAUGGAAACCUCGGCACUCCCAACGGAAGUGAAAGAGACGUCCAAAACUCCUCUUACCAUCUCCAUCUCUCAUUGAAUUGUGUUUUAUUGUGUGUGAUUCUCAGAUGAACUUGCCUACAUUCCAGUCAAUACCGUACUGUACUGUGUAAAGUUAUGCUACUUUUGUUUAUUUAGCAAUAUGACUUUUUUUAACCGGUGUAAAGUUAAAACCACAACAACAACAGCUCCACCGUGAUACUAGGGCAGGACUUCUAGUCGGAUUAUUAUGACUUUUCUUUACAAUGUGCUCCUGAGUCAGGCUUACACAUUGAGAGAGGAGGGAGGGCCUCUCUGUCACACCUCUGACACUUUCUUCUUGAAAUGCACUGAUGUUUUGUGUGUGUCCAUAUUUUACCAUAACCACUAGACCAGUGUUUCACAAACUCUGUCCUGGGGACCAGCGGGGUUACAUGUUUUGGUUUUUGCUCUAGCAUUACACAGGGUAGCCUAGUGGUUAGAGUGUUGGACUAGUAACCGAAAGGUUGCGAGUUUGAAUCCCUGAGCUGACAAGGUACAAAUCUGUUGUUCUGCCCCUGAACAGGCAGUUAAACCACUGUUCCUAGGCUGUCAUUGAAAAUAAGAAUUUGUUCUUAACUGACUUGCCUAGUAAAAUAAAGGUAAAAAAUUAAAUAAACACAGCUGAUUCAAAUAAUCAAAGCUUGAUGAUUUGAUUUGAAUCAGCUGUGUAGUGGAAGGGCAAAAACCCAUACGAGAAUGCCUUGGGAUCCCCAAGACCUAGUUUGAGAAACCCUGUACUAGGCUCUGUCCUGGUUAUGAUGAGUGAACGUGCUACUGUACAAGGGAGUUCUUGGAACGUUCUCGGAACAUCAGGAGGAUGUCUAAAUCUCUGUUAGUAUUCCAAGCCCAACAGGAGAGCACAAAGCAACAGGUUUUGACAGUGGGUAUGAGAACAGUUCAAUUUACCAAACAUAUACUUGAUUUUUAACUCUGUAAAGAAUGAAAUAGACCCACUGGGCAAUAACUGAAUUCAACAACAACAAAGAAAUCUAUGUGAUGACGUUGAAUCAACGUGGAAACUGAUUGGAUUUGCAAGAAGUCAGCAACGUCAGGGAAUUCUGUCUUUUUUUCACCCAACUUUUUUCAUCUAAAUCCAAUGACAUGGUGACAUUUUUUGUUGAUUUCUCAUUGAAUUCAUGUUAUUUGACAACGCAAUCAAAUGUAAAUCAAAACAAGGCAACAGUAAACAUGUUGUCCCUACUAAUGAUGCUGCACCCCCUUGGGCCAAUUAGUAACAACAAUUCAAGCUCAAACGGGACAGGAGAUAUGCUUGUUCAAAGUUUGGAAUGUCAGUUAAAUACUAGCGCUGUUCCCUAUGUGAAAAGACUAUCUGUGAAGUGAAAAUGGCAGUUAACGUCUGUUAGUGCCAGACAGUCAAGUCAUGGCCUUGUCCAGUUCGUGUGUCACAUACCUUACUUUGACUUCAAAGGGUUCAGGGGCAUUUACUUACGCUUUUAAUAUUUAUCUGUGUGUUUGUUAUAUUGUGUUACACACCUUCUGUGAUUCUACAAGCCUUUCUGGUGAGCUACAGCAGCUGUAAAAAGCUAUUUGCUGCACCAUGUGCUGAACUGAAAUGCUAGGCUAUGCUAAUGCUAGGCAGUAAAACUGGUCUUGUCUUUAGUAAGGUGCUUCCUUCCUAACAUUAUCCUGCCAUCUUUAUCUACCUGUACAAUACUUCUACAUUUUAUUUCAGUUAUUUAUUUUUUUAUCAUGUGCUCAAUGUUUUUACCUAUGUGUUCGCUUCCAAACUGCUUUCAGUGUUCUGUAAAUGUUUUUGGUGUGUUGCCAUACGCUUGACAUUUUGCCAACUAUGUUCAGACUGCACUAAGCCCUCACACCUUGGAGGCACACUUUGUGUUACACUUCACUUGGAGAACAUGUUUGAGUAUGAGGUGGAGGGGGAAAAAAGUAUCUGAAAGUCCAUACAGUGGGGCAAAAAAGUAUUUAGUCAGCCACCAAUUGUGCAAGUUCUCCCACUUAAAAAGAUGAGAGGCCUAUAAUUUUCAUCAUAGGUACACUUCAACUAUGACAGACAUACUUAUUUUCCACCAUAAUUUGUAAAUAAAUUCAUCAAAAAUCCUACAAUGUGAUUUUCUGGAUUUUUUUCUCUCAUUUUGUCUGUCGUACUUGGUGUACCUAUGAUGAAAAUUACAGGCCUCUCUCAUCUUUUUAAGUGGGAGAACUUGCACAAUUGGUGGCUGACUAAAUACUUUUUUGCCCCACUGUAUAUCCUUUAAAUACCAUAUUAAAUCAAGCACUUGGUAUUCUUUGUCUGAUCUAUUGUAUCGAAGUCCACUUCCCCACUUUUGUUACGUUGCGUGUGUGAUACCUCCCUGAACCCAGGAAGGUUGGAGACUUUAUUCGUGUUAACUUCCUCUGACUCCAUUGCCUUCCCACACUGUCUUCUGCAAGACCAAAUGUCGUACUGUGUGUCACUAGAGACCAGUACGUAGGUCUCUGUUGUCCUACUGUGUUUACAUGCCAAAUGGAAGCAACCGAGAGGAUAAUGAUGAUGAUCAAGAUCAAAUGUUGAUAAUGAUGAAAGUGGACUCGUUGACGAUAAUAAUGAGGAAGAUGUGAACAUGUGCCAUGUACAUGCUAUGUAUCACUCUGAUGUGAUGUUUGUUUGAGCUCUUUUGUUCUCUCUCUCUCUUUCCGUUCUAUCAACUCGUACUGUCUGCCUCUAACCUGUCUCCGUAGGUGCCUGUGAACAUGUACAUUAGUCAGGGCCAGUCAAACUGGACCUCCAUGUAACAAAGUAUUUUACUUCAAUAAAACGUUUUUUGUUUA
Molecule: messenger RNA, 6409 nt
Organism: Oncorhynchus kisutch (coho salmon)
Lineage: Eukaryota; Metazoa; Chordata; Actinopteri; Salmoniformes; Salmonidae
Gene: grk6
Product: G protein-coupled receptor kinase 6
Exons: 16
Coding region: 673-2400 (575 amino acids)
Biological process (GO): regulation of signal transduction; protein phosphorylation; signal transduction
Cellular component (GO): cytoplasm
Molecular function (GO): ATP binding; G protein-coupled receptor kinase activity
Source: RefSeq, a predicted model, not a curated record